CGUGACGUCACUAGUUGCACUUCUCCUUCGUGCUUCCUGUACAAUGGCCGCUCGCAGGGAGGCGGACAGUAAUGCCAGAGACUAGUAAAUGAACGCGUGUGUUGGAGUGUGUACAGUAGGAUGGCGGUGACACAGCUAAUACGGCUGUUAGUCUGUCGACCGGCUGCUCGUGCGACACUAUACGCGCACCGGAGUUACAGCAAGGUGUCCCCACUUUUAGCUGAGCGACUGCACAUCUUUGAGUCACUCAGGGAGAGACGAGGCAGUGUGAAGAGAGCUGAAGCUUCAGAGAAGACCCUCAGCAUUCGACUGGCUGGUGGCCAAACAGUGAAAGGAACAGCUGGUGUGACUACACCACUCAUUGUUGCUCAGAGUGCUCGGUUGAAGGGAGCAUUGGUGAGUAAGGUGAAUGGGCAGCUGUGGGAGCUUGGACAACCUCUAGAGGUCGACUGUGAACUACAAAUUCUGGGAUUCGACACAGAAGAGGGAAAACAGGCAGCCUGGAGGACAGCAGCAUGUGUCCUGGGUGCGGUGUUGGAGCAGGCUUUUGGUGCCAACGUGUUCAGAGAAGGCGCGUCAGAGCUCGGUUUUUACUGUGACCACCUGCAGAAUAACAGUGCCUCGUCUCUGAACGACAUAGAGGACAGAUGUAAGGACACCGCUGCCCUCAAACUUCCUUUGUCCACACUGGAGCUGAAUGUAGAAGAGGUGCGAGAGCUCUUCCAGAGCAGCAAGUUGAGGCUGCAGCUUGUUGAGGAGCAGAUGAAUGGCCCCACCGUGACAGCAUACAGGUGUGGAGACAGCAUAGGGGUCUGUAAUGGCCCCCUCCUCCCACACACUGGCCUUCUCAAGGUCUUCAAGAUGCUUCAGCUUUCUCCCGUGACCCUGGCCAAUCAGACGGAGUCAUCAGGUUUGAUGCGUCUGUUAGGGGUUGCCUUUCCAGGAGUGAAGGACAAAGAAGAGUGGGAAAGGGAGCAGGAGGAGGCGAGGAGGAGGGACCACAGGCGCAUUGGCACAGAUCAGGACCUGUUCUUCUUCAAUGAUGUCAGUCCAGGCAGUUGCUUCUUCUUACCCAAAGGAGCACACAUUUACAACAAACUUACUGACUUUAUUAAGAGUGAAUACCAAAGGCGAGGCUUUACCGAGGUCAUGACCCCAACUCUGUACAGCACUGCAUUAUGGGAGCGCUCUGGCCACUGGGAGCACUACAGCGAGAACAUGUUUACUGUGACUUCAGAGGGCUCACAAACCUACGCUCUCAAGCCCAUGAACUGCCCUGCACACUGUCUUAUGUUUGAGCAGCGUGUUCGCUCGUGGAGGGAGCUUCCUCUACGAUGGGCAGAUUUCGGGGCCCUGCAUCGCAACGAGCUCUCGGGAGCGCUGGGCGGUCUGACUCGUGUCCGCAGGUUCUGCCAGGACGAUGCUCACAUCUUCUGCACACCUGAGCAGCUGGAAGAGGAGAUCGUGGCUUGUUUGGACUUUGUGAGGAGUGUGUAUCAAGUGUUUGGCUUUUCUUUCCACUGUCUCCUCUCUACACGGCCUACACCGUGCUUAGGGGAGCCUGAACAGUGGGAUAGUGCAGAGCAGCAGUUGGAGAGAAGUCUGCAACACUUUGGUGAACACUGGGAGUUGAACCCAGGAGACGGAGCCUUCUAUGGACCAAAGAUUGACAUUCAGAUCAAAGAUGCCAUUGGAAGACAACAUCAGUGUGCCACAAUCCAGUUGGACUUCCAGUUGCCCAUUAGAUUUGACCUUCAGUAUGUCGGGCAAGAUGGACAGUUGCACAGACCAGUGAUGAUCCACAGAGCCGUGCUGGGGUCACUGGAGAGAAUGAUCGCUAUACUCGCCGAGAACUUCGGAGGGAAAUGGCCGCUGUGGUUAUCACCAGCACAGGUCAUGGUCAUUCCUAUAGGGGGCAGCAGUGAGUCUUAUGCUCGGCAGGUGGCGCUGCAGUUCCGUGAGGCUGGCUUCAUGGCUGAUUUCAAUGAGGAUCAGGGAGCGACCUUAAAUAAGAAGAUUCGCUCUGCUCAGUUGGCUCAGUACAACUACAUAUUUGUGGUGGGAGACAAGGAGAGUGAAAGUGGAACAGUGAAUGUGAGGAACAGACGGGGUAAACAGCUUGGGAUGAGAACAACAGAGGAGGCGCUGACCUCUCUCACACAACUACAAGACUCCAGGAGCAAUCUAGAGGAGUUUUGACGAAAAUGUCCCGGAAAUAAUGAGUCACUGAUGUAAUUAAUGUUUGUUUUACACGUUCCAGCUGUUUUCUUUCACCUUUGUCCAAAGCGCCUGCUAAGAUUUGUAGUAAACUCAUAAAAAUCAA
This is a messenger RNA of Solea senegalensis (Senegalese sole), 2323 nucleotides long. RefSeq names its product threonyl-tRNA synthetase 2, mitochondrial (gene tars2). Gene Ontology annotation, cellular component: cytoplasm. The transcript is spliced from 18 exons. The coding region runs from base 121 to 2199 and encodes 692 amino acids. The record is from RefSeq and is a predicted model, not a curated record. Gene Ontology annotation, molecular function: threonine-tRNA ligase activity; ATP binding. Gene Ontology annotation, biological process: threonyl-tRNA aminoacylation. Lineage: Eukaryota; Metazoa; Chordata; Actinopteri; Pleuronectiformes; Soleidae.